Molecule: messenger RNA, 1401 nt
Organism: Salpingoeca rosetta
Lineage: Eukaryota; Choanoflagellata; Craspedida; Salpingoecidae
Exons: 1
Coding region: 1-1401 (466 amino acids)
Source: RefSeq, a predicted model, not a curated record
AUGACGCUGGUGAUCCCGGGCGAGGCCGGGCAACGUGCCCAGGCGCGUGCAAGCUACAUCUUGCAAGAAACACAGGAGGCUGUGCAGUGGGGUGGCGUGGCAUGGGCUCCCCCAGAUAAGCGGGAGCCGCUCACGCGCGACACCGUCUUGGACGCCCUCGCCGACUUUGUGGAGUACGGCGGGCGCCAGAUCCUCUUCACGGGCUACGCGCACAGGCAAGGCUGGAGCAUAGGCAGCGAUCCAAGCAACAUCGUCACCUGGCGCACGCUCAUGCACACGAUUGACAAGGCGCUCGCAAGCCCGGCCACCAUCGUCCUGUGGAUGCUCGGCACGUGCGCUGCCAACGCCGACGCCCCAUUCCACACCUUCAACCGCCAGCGGCAGGACGGCACCAAGCCCAAGCGCAAGGCCCACUUUGCUGUGCGCUUCUUUGGCGGCGCGGAGGCCCUCCCUUACCAGAUGCCGUGCUCGACCAAGAAGCCCGCAAGGAGGGGCCACACGAAGGAGGGCGACAAGAAGAAGCCCGAGAAGAAGGACAAGAAGAAGCCCGAGAAGAAAGGGAAAGGCGCGCCAGAGUCACCGGUUGCCACUGCCCCCGCUGAUGCAACCGUGUGGCCGGGGUCACAGCGGUGUACGCCGAGCAUCCGCCCUGCCGAGGCCACGCGCGCCGUUGUUUUGGCGGUGGAGCGACAGGGCCACAUCCCAUCGGGGGUGUCCAUGCAGCUGGACGCCACCAUUGCCCGGCUCGGUCUCCGCGUUCCCGUCAUCGGCCCUGACGCUGCUGAUCCAUCUCGACCCGAACACGACCUGCAACCGGCCCCAUACGUCUGCAGCAGGCUCUCCGCUUCACAGGAGCGCCCACAACAGCAACACCACCACCAACAACAGCAGCAGCAGCAGCAGCAACAGCAGCAGCAGCAGCAACACCAGCGUGAUGCGCGUAAACAAAGUCAACACCAACAACCACAACAGAGACGACAGCGACGGCGCGGCAGUGCAGAGGAUUUGCUGGAUGUGGCGUUUGUCUCCCGUGCAUGCGAGUACGUGCAACAAGAUGGCGAUGAUGGUGGUGAUGGUGGUGAUGGUGGGCCGAGCGUGUCGCCAGCAAAGCAGACGGCACGCGGGAGCACAACCGGCCUGUGGUGGCAGGCAACCAGAAACGCUCGACAGCCGUGCAAAGUCAACGCCAUCUACACGAUGAUGCCAGACCCGCACCGCAUCCUGCCGUCUCCAACAGCCGCCCACGCUGUGUUUGAGGGUGUGCAUCGCCACCUCUUUCGCCUGCUGUGCACAUCUGACCGCAGUGGCGUGUUCCACGCUCCGCUCGGCCCGUUGCCCAUCACCAUCGCCGACACCACUGUUCAGCUCACCAUUCGCCGCAACCUCACGCGCCAAACCUAA